AUUACUCUUCUAAAAUUGAUUGUUUGCACUUGCGAAGUUGCACCGUGAAAGCGGAAGCGACAUUUCUAUUCACGGAUAUGGAGAAAUAGGGGCGCCCGGCCCCACACAUUUUGGUCUGCGACCAGCCCAUCAGAGAAUCAGAAGUGGAGACGAAUGCAUCCUUUCUAGAAAGCAGCAGCAAACUCGGCUCUUCUUUCUUUGCAGCUUGCAGUUAAAAACUGAGCUGGGAGAAACUUUGUGCCUCCUGGAAAGUUCAGGAAUCGAUCUACUGAAGAGAGGCAGGCCAUACUCAAUGGCUUUUGCUCUCCCUGCGAUGUUUUCCAGAGUUUUUCAAGUGGAAAGAGAAGAGCAACAAAAUGAAAACGUAGCGUGUGGGAGAGCCCACCCGAGUCCCGAAAAUUAUUUCGCGCCGAGGUACGCCAUUUCUCCUAGUAUGACAGCUGUCUGAUUAGAAACUCAAGAAUUUGGCUCCUGUGUCUGGAGUUAUAGUGCUGGGGUCUUGUCACUGCCCACAGCUGCUGAGCUGCCAUGGCCUCCGCCUCUCCUUCCACCCCAAUAAUUUCACAGCCCCAGUUCACAGCCAUGAAUGAACCGCAGUGCUUCUACAACGAGUCUAUUGCCUUCUUUUACAACCGGAGUGGAAAGUAUCUGGCCACAGAAUGGAACACAGUCAGCAAACUUGUGAUGGGACUUGGGAUCACUGUGUGCAUCUUCAUCAUGUUAGCCAACCUACUGGUCAUGGUGGCAAUCUAUGUCAACCGUCGUUUCCAUUUUCCUAUUUAUUACUUAAUGGCUAAUCUGGCUGCUGCAGACUUCUUUGCUGGGUUGGCCUACUUCUACCUAAUGUUCAACACAGGGCCCAAUACUAGGAGACUGACCGUCAGCACAUGGCUCCUGCGUCAGGGCCUCAUUGACACCAGCCUCACAGCCUCUGUGGCCAACCUCUUGGCUAUUGCAAUUGAGAGGCACAUCACAGUUUUUCGCAUGCAGCUACACACACGGAUGAGCAACCGGCGGGUGGUGGUGGUGAUUGUAGUCAUCUGGACUAUGGCCAUUGUGAUGGGUGCUAUCCCCAGUGUAGGCUGGAACUGCAUCUGUGAUAUUGAGAAUUGUUCCAACAUGGCACCCCUCUACAGUGACUCCUACUUGGUCUUUUGGGCCAUUUUCAAUUUGGUGACCUUUGUCGUCAUGGUGGUUCUUUAUGCUCAUAUCUUUGGCUAUGUUCGCCAGAGGACGAUGAGGAUGUCUCGGCAUAGUUCUGGACCCCGGCGGAAUAGGGACACCAUGAUGAGUCUUCUGAAGACAGUGGUCAUUGUGCUUGGUGCCUUUAUCAUCUGCUGGACUCCUGGAUUGGUCUUAUUACUCCUCGAUGUGUGCUGUCCACAGUGUAACGUUCUGGCCUAUGAGAAAUUUUUCUUGCUGCUUGCCGAGUUCAACUCCGCCAUGAACCCCAUCAUCUACUCCUACCGGGACAAGGAGAUGAGCGCCACCUUCAGACAGAUUCUCUGCUGCCAGCGCAGCGAAAACACCAGUGGCCCCACAGAAGGUUCGGACCGGUCUGCUUCCUCCCUCAACCACACCAUCUUGGCUGGAGUUCACAGCAAUGACCACUCUGUGGUUUAGAAAGGAAACUUACGACGAGAAGUCAGCCAUUAGUGCUAAAACAUGAAUGAAUAAUCUCCCCUUUCCCAAAAGCCAGGGCAAGGUGGGGUCUGAGAGAGAGGAAAUACAAACUCAUGUACUUAAACACUAACCAAUGGCAGUAUUUGUUGCUAGGCCUGAUACAUAUUACAGUUAGCUUAGGUGUCAACCGUCAUCCUGAUUCCCAUAGGCCUUUUGAAAGUAAAAAGUGGAGAUCUUGCUAUGGAAGUCACAGUAGACUCUGGAGGGUCCAUUAGACUACACUGACUAGACUUCAGAAGAUUUUGUGUGGUUUGGUGCAAGUCAGAAUGAAUGCUGACUAGUUGAACCCACAACUUCAUUUACAUACAGGCUUCCCUUUUUUUAUUAUUGAAGGAUACAUUUCAUUUAAUAAACAUCUUUAUGCCUAUCAGCAUGCUUGUGAUGGAUAAAGAACUAUAGACUGUUUUUAAGCUACCAUAACUCCAUUUUUCCUAAUAUUGGAAAACUAUCAGGAUUAUUGUUUUAGAAAGCAUGCAGGUAAUGUAUGUAUGCACUACACCUAACUUAAAAAAAUAAAAGUGUAUCAAUUAUAAAUCUAGGAAAUAGAAGAACCUCGAUGUUAAAACCAGUAUUGUUUAGGUCAUGAAACAGUGUGCUGAUCACAAUAUUACCUUUUUCUUAAAGUUUUGUAAGUGUAAAACAGGAAAUUUAUGCUCUAAAAGUACAUAUGCUCUAAAAAAUUCAUAGAAAUUGAAGCACAGUAAUAUUUCCCCACAUAUUUAUCAUAUCCAAGUACAUUCUAAUAACCAGUACAUCCGGGGAGUAUUUUUUUUUUAAUAAUAGCCUGUGAUUUCCUGUAUUAUAAAAUAAUAUGUAGUCGUUGUAGAAAACUUGAAAAAAGCAGAAAUGUAUAAGCCAGAAAAAAUACUGAUAUCACAACCCAGAAAUAACUACCGUUAACAGCUUUUCCUCUGUAUGCCUGUCUGUAUAUUACAUACCUUUUUAUAUAAUUGGGGUCAUACUGUAGCCAGUGUUAUAGACAGUUGUUGUUUUUUUUCCACUACAGAAUUGCCAUAUUUGCCUAUGGCAUUGAAGCUUUACAAAAACACAGUUUUAGUGGUUAUGUAAUAUUCCAUUUAAUGGUUACAAUUCAGAUUAUUUAACCAUUCUCAUAUUGUGGACUACUUAGGUUAUUUCUCAGUUUCACUGUUAUAAAUAAUGUUGCAAAUUUUUUUUGUACAUAAAACUUUGUCCAUAUAAUUGAAUAUUUACUUAGGACAUACUCCCAUGAAGGAUUUUUUUUUUUAAUGUGAAGUUUCUUUUUUAUGCUCUUACCUUUUAUAAAAGGGAUUUCCUGCUUUUGCACUGCAUGUUUGGCAGUUGUGAGGAAUGCCAGUUAAAUUACUUUUUUUUUCUGUUUACAAAGGACAUGAAGUGGCUACUUUAGUUGAAUGUUCAAGAUGGAACAGAAACAAUCAACUGUCACUAAUAACAAAGACACCCUAACUAAUUUGUUUCUCAAUCCUAAAUUUCAUUGGAGUGACUGAUUACAUGUUCUUGGUAGCCACAACUGUAAUGGAGAAUUGAAGGAAAAGCAAAAAAAUCAAGUGUGCGGGUGAAUAAAGGAUCUUCCUAUUAAAAAGCUUGGUGCCUUACUACAGCAAGUGGGGUGAGCAUGUCAGUCUGUGACUGGAUACAGUGUAUUUUCUAAGAUCCACCCUGAAGACUUGUCACCAUGUUAAAUGAGGUGGAUUUCAUGCAUUGGCCAGGUUAACUAGUAAUUUCACCAAGUUGUUGUAAUAAGUGUCCCAUGAAAUCCCAGUCAUGAGGCAGGUGUAGGAAAGUCGGGAGUACGUCUAAGAGAAAGAUGCACAGAAGAACAGUUGACUUCCUAGGGAGGAGGAAGUCAAUGCGUGUCAGCAUCGGAGCAGAAGGCAGACUGUCCACAGUGAAAGAGCACAGGACCCUGAGAGCAGAAUGGUAUUUGCACAUACUGUAUGAAAAAUACAGUGUUCUAUAUUGGAAGUGAAGAAAAUGAACUUGGACUUCUCAUGUGCAUAUAUUCUGAAGGAGUUAUGGACCAUUGGGAAUGAAAAUCACUAAUUGGACCUUAAUAAAUCAUUCUCAAUCAGUG
This is a messenger RNA of Condylura cristata (star-nosed mole), 3757 nucleotides long. RefSeq names its product lysophosphatidic acid receptor 1 (gene LPAR1). Gene Ontology annotation, cellular component: membrane. The record is from RefSeq and is a predicted model, not a curated record. Lineage: Eukaryota; Metazoa; Chordata; Mammalia; Eulipotyphla; Talpidae. The transcript has 4 exons. Gene Ontology annotation, molecular function: lysophosphatidic acid receptor activity. Gene Ontology annotation, biological process: phospholipase C-activating G protein-coupled receptor signaling pathway; neurogenesis. The coding region runs from base 529 to 1623 and encodes 364 amino acids.